UUUCAUAUUUCACCAUGAUAAUAAUCAUGAUAAUAAUAAUAAUGAUGAUGAUGAAAAGAAAAAAUCAUUAUUAUUACAAACAACAACAAUUUACUUAUCAUCAAUCAAAAAAUUUUCACCACGAAUCUAUUGUCGUUAUACAUUUGUUUAUUUGUUCCUGAUAUUCUAUUCUCAUCUUUGUAUUGUUACUGCAAAUGAAUUAUCAUUGAACGAAAAUGGCUUAACAUCAUCAUCCUUAUCAAGAUUAUCAUCAUCAUCAUCAUCGUCGUCGGAUCAUCAAUUACAUCAUAGAAUGUUGAAUAAUCCAAGAGAAUUUGUGCCUCUUGCUGAAAUUCAAUCAGAACAAUUUGAUGAUCAAUAUGUAAAAUGUCUUUAUUAUAAUCGUACAUUAUGUCAACAAACUAAUAAUAAAGAAGGUUGUGGUGAAUCGGUUCAGAUUUGUUCGACAAUUGAUAAUUUGGGUCAUAAUACUGGUGAUGCAUAUUGUUAUGCAUUAUGGCGUAAUUCAACCAAUGAAGGUGUACAAUUAGUAUUCAAAGGUUGUUGGUAUGGUGCCAGUAAAAGUUGCUCAAAUGAAGAAUCAUUAUCCGUUUUGAGUCAACAACAACAACAACACCAUAAGAUGCCUUGUGUACCGGCACAUCAACCCAAACAAAAAGAUCUGAAUUUUUGUUGCUGUAAAGGUAUUCUUUGUAAUGAAGAAAUAAAACAGAUGCCCAAUUUGUUAUUGUAUUCAUCAACACCGGCACCCGAACAACAUGGUGUUAUAACAACCACAAUGGAAUCAAAUGAUUAUCGAUUAUCGGACAUAAUAUUCUAUGUUUUGUUAAUCAUGGCUAUAAUAUUUUUGGCAAGUGUCGCUAGUAUAAUUGUAUACAUUUUUGGAAAAUGUCCACGUAAACCACAUUCAGAUGAUGUUCCUACUCAUGAACCGCUUUUACUUGAUGGUACUAAUCUACCGAAUAUUGGAUACAAUGCUAAUCCUAUCUCGCUUAAAGAAGCAUUAGCUAAUGGUAAAUUUGGCACUGUGUAUAGGGCUGUCGAUUGUCACAAUCGACAAGUUGCGGUAAAAGUAUUUUCAAUGCAGGAUCGUUCAUCAUGGCAAAUCGAAAAAGAUGUGUACAAUCUUCCACAAAUGGAACAUAAUAAUAUUCUCAAAUUUUUGGGCUUUGAUCGAAAUGGUGAAGGUAUUAAGUUGGAAUUUUGGAUCAUAACCGAAUAUCACCCGAACGGAUCGUUACAUGAAUAUCUUAAAUCACAUACAGUUACAUGGAAUCAAUUGCUUAAAAUUAUUCAAGGAAUUGGCUUAGGUUUGGCACAUUUACAUGAAGAGAUUCCAGCUAAAGAUAAUCAAAAUGCAAAACCAUCGGUUGCUCAUCGAGAUUUUAAAUCAAAAAACGUGCUUUUAGGAAACGAUUUUCGAGCUUGUAUAGCCGAUUUCGGUCUGGCACUUGUUUUCUAUCCAAACACUACUUGUGGUGAUGCUCAUGGACAAGUGGGAACUCGACGUUAUAUGGCCCCCGAAGUACUUGAAGGAGCAAUCAAUUUUACACGAGAUUCGUUCCUCAAAAUCGACAUGUAUGCCUGUGGUUUAGUGCUAUGGGAAUUAGUUUCUCGUUGUAGUUUCAAUGAGAUACCAUGCGAUGAAUAUAGUUUGCCAUUUGAAAAUGAAGUUGGUCAAAAUCCAACUAUCGAAGAUAUGCAAGAUAUUGUGGCACAGCAGAAAAAACGUCCACACAUUAAAGAAUCAUGGUCAAAACAUCCUGGUAUGGCAUUGAUUGUUACUACCAUUCAAGAUUGUUGGGAUCAAGAAGCCGAAGCAAGAAUUUCGGCCGAAACUAUUUGUGAACGUAUCAAUACUUUAAAAAUUAAUAAUAAUAAUAAUGAUUCGACUUUUAAUCAGUCGAAUCUAUCAUCAAACAAUCAUCGUACAACAAUGACAACACCAUUAACAAAUAAUCAUGUUAAUACUUUCAUCAAUAAUAAUAAUAAUAUUAAUAAUCAAAAGAUUGUCAAUUCACCAUUUUUACCUAAUAUUCAUCUAAAUCAUUAUCAUCCACAUCUUAAUCAUAAUGGUAGUGCUUCAACACCAAUGAGAAUGAUGAUAUCAUCACAUACAAAUAAUAUUAUGAAUAAUCAUCAAACAUGAUUCAUUCAUUAAUUAAUUUAAAUAAUUAAAAUCGAUUGCUGUAAAUUAUUUGGAAAAUAUUGUAAAAAAUCAUCAUCAUCAUCAAAAAUGGAAAAGGAACCGCUAUUUUGGAACAAAAUCUUCAGAUUGAUGAUUGAUAAUGGUCGGUGUGUUUUAAACCUCGAUUCGUAUUUAAACAACAACAACGAAAAUAAACAGAUUUUGUGUGAGAUGCUGAUGAAGAUGUGAUUGUAUUUGGCCAUAUGCUGCUGUCUUUUUUUUGGAACAUGUCCCGAAUUGUGGCUGCC
Dermatophagoides pteronyssinus (European house dust mite) is the source of this 2436-nucleotide messenger RNA. RefSeq names its product activin A receptor type 2 punt (gene put). Gene Ontology annotation, molecular function: activin binding; ATP binding; activin receptor activity. Gene Ontology annotation, cellular component: plasma membrane; activin receptor complex. Lineage: Eukaryota; Metazoa; Arthropoda; Arachnida; Sarcoptiformes; Pyroglyphidae. Gene Ontology annotation, biological process: activin receptor signaling pathway; protein phosphorylation; cellular response to growth factor stimulus. The record is from RefSeq and is a predicted model, not a curated record.